AAUACGUCCAGAGAGGACGGGGUGGUGGGGGCCAUCCAGGCUCCGACGACGAGGCGACCGCCAUAGCCCGCCUCUAUUGUCCAUUCGGCUGCGUUUGUGGUACCCCUCCCCUCCCCUCGUCUUACCAGCAUUCGAAGGCCCAGCGCUGAACAUUACGACUACUAAUCAUUUCCUGGCUAUUUCUACAUUUUGAGGAAGUCUGGAUUACUGUAAUUCACGUCAGCGUCUAUUGGUUACGGGUACUGUAGAUCGAAGUAGAUCAAAAUGCGUCUGUUAAAGACGUUGUUGAUUCACUGGCUUAGUCAGCUAUGUUGGUGCAGCAUUGAUCGACGUCCAGACAAUUUUUUCUCACGAGGAGAUCUCGAUUACCGUAAUCUUGUGCUUGAUGCCAACUCCGCGUCCUUAUUUGUUGGUGCUCGAGGACGAAUUUUCCGAUUAUGGGCUUACAAUGUAAACGAUACCUCGGAAAACUUGUUUGUGGAUUUGCGAGCUACAGUACCACCAGCCGAAUUGUCAGAAUGUCGGGCAUUGGGAAACUCGGCCGAAGACUGUCAACCUUCGACGAGAUUCAUGGCGUUACAGGAUAAUAAGGAACGUCUAUAUGUUUGCUCAUCUGUCGGUAUGCGUCCGGAAAUUCGUGUGCUUGACGCGGUCACCCUCCGGGAUCGGCAGGAACCGCGCACGGAAAUCGGAAUCUGUGCUCCUGAUCCAUCAGUAAAUGCUACGGCUGUGAUAGUUGAGUGGGGUAAUCCAAGCGAGCUACCAUCCGUUUAUUCGGGUAUCAGGACAGGAAUGGCUGGAGAGAAUCAUUUAAUCUACAGGCCGGCUUUGAUCGAGAAGGGGAAGGAGGUGUAUUCGAGCAUGAGGACUGUCUAUACGGAUAAUCGUUGGCUAUACGAACCCCAGUUUGUCGGCUCAUUUGACGUUGGAGAGCAUGUGUACUUUUUCUUCCGAGAGAUCGCCAUAGAAAGUGGUGGUUUGGAACGAAAUGUCUAUAGUCGAGUGGCUAGGGUAUGCAAGAAAGAUAUUGGUGGACGGGUUGUCUUGCGCCAAGUAUGGACCUCUUUCCUAAAAGCACGUUUGAAUUGCUCAAUAUCAGCACAAUAUCCCUAUUAUUUUGACAGGAUCCAAGCCGUAACUAGAGUCGAAACUUCCGAUGAUACCCUAUUCUAUGCGACAAUGAGCACUUCAGAAACAGCAUUUGUAACUUCAGCAGUUUGUGUGUUCUCAUUCAAACAUAUCAAUCAGCUCUUCCAUCAUGGUUUCUUCCUUGAUCCUACUAGCCCUACAUGGUUGCCACUACCAGCCGAUGCAGUCCCUGAACAUCGUCCUGGAACGUGCGUUCCAAAUUCUCACACACUGUCCGAUUCUGAUCUGCAUUUUGCAAAAUCGCAUUUGAUGAUGGCUGAGCCCGUGUCAGGAGGAGUACCUAUCUUACCUACUCGCGACGUGGUCUUUACUCACAUUGCGGUCGACGUAAGAAGUGAACAAAAUGUGAUUUUCGCGUUGGACGGAAGAACCAGUACGUUGUGGAAAGUUUCGCACUGGCGUGAGGGAAGUACUUGGAAAUGGACGGAACUUGAAAGGAGAAAUAUUGUAGCUGGAGGACCAAUCAAAGCGAUGGCGUUGUUACCAGGAGAAUUCCUUUACUUCGCCUCACGCUCGGCUGUGAGCCAAUUUACUCUGGCUGGUUGCUCAAACUACCCAUCGUGUGCCCUAUGCGCUAUAGAUCCAUACUGUAGCUGGAACGUGGCCCGAUCAACCUGCUACCCUCGGGAAAAAGCCCAUGGGCAGAGUUUGGGGUGGAUCUCGUCCUGGGCUGGACGAGGCUCGUCUGAAUGCUCAGCUUCGGCCAAACCACGUACCCAGUCGGCCUAUCCGGGAGAUACCGUACACUUCCAGGGAACACCCAAUGGUGUCUGGAGGCGGGACGGGAACGAAAUCCUCCCGAAUAAUCGUAUUCUGUUCACUAACGAUGGUGGAUUGAUUCUGAUGAAUGUGUCGAAAGAAGACAAUGCCGACUAUGAAUGCACUGCAAAUGGGAAACAACUUGUAAAAUAUCGAUUGGUUGUAGAUCAUGAAGAAUGCACACAGCCACGAUCCGUGCAGGCUUAUAAGUCUUGUCAACGUGAAUGGUGCAAAAAAGCCGACCAAUACAAAGCUGCCCUAGCGGAUUGGCAUGAUGCCAAGAAAAGAAAUGCUCAAUGCCUCGUGAACGACUCAACCAGCCAUCUACACAAUCGUAUCGAAUGAGCCAGCCAAUCGAUAUAUUGAUUUUUCUUUCGUUCAAUGUCACUUGUUAGUACUUGUAUGUGCAUGUUAAGCUACAGCACCGCCGUUACUUGAGCUCAUUGAUCUCGUCAUCGCCGUUGUACAUUUUGUACUUAUUCACUUCUAGUGUUCUUUAUGGUUAUUGCUAUUUAUGGUUAUAGCUAGGAGCUUGUGUUUAUUUUGCGGUAUUCACUUGUCCGUAAAGCCUAGACCUGAUAAAAAAAAUUCUUG
This is a messenger RNA of Cylicocyclus nassatus, 2502 nucleotides long. Lineage: Eukaryota; Metazoa; Nematoda; Chromadorea; Rhabditida; Strongylidae. The record is from the annotation of a GenBank genome assembly.